GUGGUUGAGUCCUGGAUCCUCAGUGACUCUGAGCUGUGAGGUUGAACAUGUGUCUGCAGGAUGGAGCUUCUACUGGUAUAAAGCUGUUCCUGAUCUAUCACACAAGUCUGGCUCUUACAGCUAUGAGCUGCUGCCUGCUAGCUCCAAUGGGACUGCAGACAACUCCUACAUCAUUCAUGGACAGACACACACAGCAGGAUAUGUGUGCAGAGCUGGAAGAGGAGAGCCACACGUCUACACUCUUUACAGUCAACCUCACUUUGUCUGGUCUGGAGAUCUUCAUCCAUCAGCGUCUCUCUCAGUGAGUCCUGACAGAGUCCAACACUUCACCUCUGACUCGCUCUCACUGACCUGUGAGGGAAACUCUGCUGAGUGGAGAGUCGGCAGCUUUCUGCUUCCUGACUUGCUGUCAUUCUGUUCUGACUGGGGAACAAUGACUGGAUCAACAUGUCAUGUUCAGAAGAUCCAGUCCAGUAAUGCAGUGUUCUGGUGUGAGUCUGGAUCAGCUUUCAGCAACGCAGUCAACAUGACUGGACACAAUGAUGAUCUGAUCCUGCUGAGUCCUGUCCAUCCUGUGACUGAGGGACAUUCUGUUACUCUUGGCUGCAAGUGGAGGACAGAAAAUCUUCUUUCUAAAGUGUUUUUCUAUCAGAAUGACACAUUAAUCCAAAGUGAGAGCAGAGUGGAGAUGAUCAUCCCUGCAGUGUCAAAGUCACAUGAAGGCUUCUACAAGUGUCAGUCCUCAGGAAAAGAAUCUCCACAGAGCUGGUUGGCAGUAACAUCUACAUCCUGACCUGACAGAUCCUCAUUUCCUGUGUUGGUUGUUGCUUUAACUUCUGUAAUUUUGGUCAUUUUUCUAUUCAUGAUCUGCUUUCUCUGUAAAAGAUCAAGAGGUGAGAAAUGUUACUUUUUUAUUGGACAAUA
Oryzias melastigma (Indian medaka) is the source of this 924-nucleotide messenger RNA. RefSeq lists its product as uncharacterized. Lineage: Eukaryota; Metazoa; Chordata; Actinopteri; Beloniformes; Adrianichthyidae. The record is from RefSeq and is a predicted model, not a curated record. Gene Ontology annotation, biological process: cell surface receptor signaling pathway. Gene Ontology annotation, molecular function: transmembrane signaling receptor activity.